Molecule: messenger RNA, 1499 nt
Organism: Vigna angularis (adzuki bean)
Lineage: Eukaryota; Viridiplantae; Streptophyta; Magnoliopsida; Fabales; Fabaceae
Product: gallate 1-beta-glucosyltransferase 84A24
Exons: 2
Coding region: 102-1412 (436 amino acids)
Molecular function (GO): UDP-glycosyltransferase activity
Source: RefSeq, a predicted model, not a curated record
AUGGGUGUUAGCCAGCAGGCCACCUGUACCACUUUUUCCUCCUAUUUAGUAGCUGGGUGCUACAGCUGUAUACACUAAGGAAUACAAAAACUGAGUGAAGAAUGGACUCCGAAGAUACCAUUCACGUGCUCAUGGUCUCCUACCCAGGACAAGGUCAUAUAAACCCUUUCCUUAGACUUGCCAAGUUCCUUGCUGCUAAUGGUUUGUUUGUAACCUUCUCCACCACAGAAAUCGCUGGCAAACAAAUGCGAACUACGAACAACAUCACUCACAAAUCAGUCACUCCAAUCGGCGAUGGUUUUCUCAAGUUCGAAUUCUUUGAAGAUGGUGGCAUGAAGGAUGUUGAUGCUGAUGGUUCCAAGAUGAGAAGUCUCACUGACUUCAGUGCUCAGGUUGAGCAUUUUGGGAGACAAUAUGUUUCCCAAGUCAUCAGGGAGCAUGCCGAGGCAAACCACCCUAUUUCAUGCAUCAUAAACAACCCCUUUGUUCCAUGGGUUUGUGAUGUAGCUGCCGACCAUGUCCUUAAGUACAAUGAAGUUCCGGACUUUCUGCAUCCUUUUAGUCCAUAUCCAGCUCUAGGGACAGUCAUACUGGAACAGUUUAAGAACUUAUCCAAGCCAUUCUGUGUGCUGGUGGAUAGUUUCGAGGAACUAGAAAGUGAUUACAUAAAGUAUCUUUCAGAGUUUGUGGAUAUAAGACCCAUUGGUCCUUUGUUCAAGAUCCCAACAGCAACAGACACAAGUGAUAUCCGUGGUGAUUUUUGGAAGAGUGAUGAUUGCAUGGAGUGGUUGAACUCAAGGGCAGAGGCAUCUGUGGUGUACAUCUCCUUCGGGAGUAUCGUGUGUCUGCCGCAAGAACAAGUGACGGAAAUUGCACAUGGAUUAUUGGACUCUCAGGUCUCGUUUUUGUGGGUUCUGAAACCACCUGUUAAGGAGUUUGGGCUUCCGCCCUACGUUCUUCCUGAUGGGUUCUUGGAGGAUACGAGAGAGAAGGGCAAAGUUGUGCAGUGGAGCCCACAAGAGGAAGUGUUGGGUCAUGGUUCGGUGGCAUGUUUUGUGACACACUGUGGCUGGAAUUCUUCGAUGGAAGGUGUGGCAUUGGGAGUGCCGAUGUUGACAUUUCCAGCAUGGGGUGAUCAGGUGACAAAUGCAAAGUUCUUGGUGGAUGUUUAUGGGGUGGCCAUUAAACUGGGUUAUGGGCAGGCUGAAAAGAAACUGGUGAGCAGAGACGAGGUGAAGAAGCGCUUAUUGGAAGCAACGGUAGGGCCAAAAGCAGAGGAGUUAAAGCAAAACGCGUUCAAGUGGAAGAAGGCUGCAGAGGUCGCAGUGGCUGCGAAUGGUUCAUCUGCCAGGAAUCUUGAUGCGUUUCUCAAAGACAUAAAAGAACGUGGAGCUGUUAGUAUCAAUAAUUGAUGCUUCAUGAAGAAAGUAUUCUGGGUGGAAUAGAUAAAUAAAUUAUUAAAUGUCCCGUCCUCAUAAAUGAAAGCAAAAGUUAAUUAA